Messenger RNA from Cuscuta europaea, 1424 nucleotides. The record is from the annotation of a GenBank genome assembly. Lineage: Eukaryota; Viridiplantae; Streptophyta; Magnoliopsida; Solanales; Convolvulaceae.
UGGAUUGUACAAUUCACCUUCAUUCCAAAAUUAUCCCUGGAACUGUUUCUUUUCUCCUGCGUCGGUCAUCUUUUUCUCCCACGACAGUACAAACCAACCAAGAAGAAAUAACACCUUCAGUGGCAUCAAUGGCAUCAGAUCUUCGAACUCGUCUGUUCUACCACCGCUUGACAUUUUUUAAACAUUGUGUUUAAUUUGACAGAUGCUGGAGUUUAAUCUUUUAUAUAUAAUCCGUAUAUAUGAUACUCCGUAUAUGAUAUAUAUACACGCAUAUAUAGAUAAAUAUAUAUAUACACACACUAAAAUUUUGAUAAUAAUUAAAAUACUACAACUAUUAAAAUAAAUUUUUUGUUCUACUUCGUACUAAUUUACUGUAUACCCUUUUAUGUAAUUUCAUGUCAUCCAGCUAUUAUUUCAGCUCUUUUUAUCAAACGCGUUUAAUUCAUCCAUAGUUCACUUAUCACCCAUUUUCUCCACAGCAUCUUAUGCUUCAAGCUUCAGCUGAGUUCUUCAUUUACCCGGUACUCUUGAAUGACAGAUUAGGGGUUGAAGAUCAGGCAAAUAUCUCUCGCUAGCAACAAAGUCUGAUUACCCCAUAUCUAUUCUCAAGUUGUUAAAUGUGAAAGAAAUUAUGUGAAGAAAAUUCAAGGAGGUUCGCUAUAAAAAGGUAUAAGUCAAUGUCUCAAAGCUGGAAGAAAUCAAGUCAAGCUGACUGAAGAACUUGACUUUUAAAACAGGUAGAAGUCAGUGUCUCAAAGCUAGAACAAAUCAAGUCAAGCUGACUGAAGAACUUGGCUUUUAAAACAGUGCCUCCUAUUUAUCAGUGCCGGUCCUGAUCCCAAUCCUCAAAAUUGAACGCCGCAGAAUUAUUUCAAGGCCCUCCCUAACACACGCAAAGAAGAGGACUGUGAAGAAACACUUGCCAGCAAUGGCAGCAAUUUUAACACCAUUUCCGUCGUAUUCCGUCUCCCCAAGACUUUCGGUUCCUGCUCAACAAUCUUUCCCUGCAAGUCAUCUCAUUCGAAGCUCCACAGUUUCCAAGAAACACAUCUCCUUCAGAGUUCAAGCUGCAAAGCUUCCUGCCGGGGUGGAAUACCCAAAGAAACAGCCAAAACUUCAGCCCCCAUUUCUGGGUUUUACAAGAACUGCUGAAAUUUACAACUCCAGAGCUUGUAUGAUUGGCCUGAUUGGAACUUUCGUUUUAGAACUGAUAUUGAAUAAGGGAAUACUACAGGCUAUUGGGGUGGAUGUCGGGAAAGGCCUUGAUCUUCCCUUAUGAAAACGUAUUGGUGUGUUUUCCAUUCGAGCUCCAUUGUAAAAGCACACUGUUUUUUUAUUGGUUCCCUUCAAAAAUAUGUAAAUCUGAAAUCACUACUAUUACUAAAUAUUUCUUCUUUAAUUUCCUUCCAUUUCAUUUGAAGCUA